AUGUCGGCACCACCUCUCCGCUGGGAACAAUCCGCCCAACCCUGCAACAGCACAGUCUCCGACCGACUCCCCAAAGAAGUCGAGAACUGCCUGAGCAAUGCCCGCUAUCUCCACCUCGCAACCUGCACCCAAAACACCCCCCACGUCUCCCUCAUGAACUACACCUACCUCCCCUCCCACCCCUUCCAGCACUCCUCAGUCCUCCCCCCAGGCCCCGCCAUCAUCAUGACCUCCAACCCCUCCUCCAAAAAGACCACAAACCUCAUCUCCAACCCGACCGUCUCCCUCCUCGUCCACGACUGGGUUUCCUCCCGACCCUCCACCACAAAUCGCGACGCAUCCCCCGUCGCCGGGCCCCGAUCCUCCCUCGCAGCGAUGCUCAUGCAGAUGAACUCGACCGAGAUGUCGUCCAUCUCUGCUACGAUCAAUGGGGAUGCGAAAGUUCUAGAGGCGGGGAGCGAGGAGGAGAGGUGGUGUAAGAGGAUGCACUUGGAGAAUAAUACGUUUGAUGCGAGUCAGCAGGCUGAAGGCGGGGGCUUUGGGGGUGCGAGCAGAGAGGAUGGAGGUCGGGGGAGUUAUAUUGAGGAUGAGGAUGUGAGGGUUGUGGUAGUGGGGAUUAGGGGUGGGAGGAUUAGUGAUUGGAAGGGUGGGGUGAAGGAUUGGGUGCUAAGGAGGGAGGGGCCGGUGGUGAAUGGGGUGUAA
This is a messenger RNA of Fulvia fulva, 702 nucleotides long. RefSeq names its product Pyridoxamine 5'-phosphate oxidase. The record is from RefSeq and is a predicted model, not a curated record. The coding region runs from base 1 to 702 and encodes 233 amino acids. The transcript is spliced from 2 exons. Gene Ontology annotation, cellular component: nucleus; cytoplasm. Lineage: Eukaryota; Fungi; Ascomycota; Dothideomycetes; Mycosphaerellales; Mycosphaerellaceae.